Saxophila tyrrhenica is the source of this 1452-nucleotide messenger RNA. RefSeq lists its product as uncharacterized. The record is from RefSeq and is a predicted model, not a curated record. Bases 1 to 1452 code for a protein of 483 amino acids. Lineage: Eukaryota; Fungi; Ascomycota; Dothideomycetes; Mycosphaerellales; Extremaceae. The transcript has a single exon.
AUGAAGUUCGGUCAAGAAUACCAGCGAGUUCUGGCUACGCAGGACUUUCCCGAGCAAUGGCGGGAAAGCGCGAUCGAGUACAAACACCUGAAGAAAUGCAUCAAGAAGAUUCACCAGGAGCUGCAGUCACUAGGGCUGGAUGCGGAUACGCUCCGACAGAUGAGCGAGUGGGUGGGCGAGUCGCAGGCCGAGCAGAACGAUUCGAAAGGAUACUACAGCGCGGCUACUCCUUCACUCGCGUCGGUUCCUGAGGAGUUCACACCGCAACUACGCGUGCUGGUCGAUAAAAGGACGGGGAUGCCGCUGGAUGCCACGCUUGCGCCGGACACCAAGUCCGCGCUGCAGAAGUUGGCGAAGCACGAGAUGAUGUCUGCCGGAAGGCGCGACUAUCUGGGUGCCAGCACGCCGUCAAAUCACGCGGUGCGCAAGAGCAGUGUGGUCGGUGAUACGAUGGAGGGGACAAUAAUGGAGGCAGAAGAUGCGAGGUGGGUACAGGUUCCUCUCGCCUCGGCCAAGGACUUCUUCGACCUGCUGGAACCGAAGCUGCAAGAUUUGGAGAUAUUGCGAACAGCGGAGACGGAGAAGCUGGAAGAGGAUAUAUUAGACCUGGGAGACGCUGUCGAAAAUGUCGUUCAGCCGGUGCGAGAGGGCUAUGAAGCGACGCGCAAGUUGAGCUACCGCGAUCUCUACUUCUGGCGCGAGAUGUUCAGGCUAUAUACCGAGAACCCAAUCUUCUAUUCCGGCACAGAAUCUAGACGCGGUGCUCUGACUUUCAACGAAGCCAAGAGCCGGUUGCAAGCCUACGAUGCACAACUCCGCGAGAUUGGUCUGCUGGAGAAGAUGAAGACACCACAAGCUAAGCGCGCUGCUCAGCAGUUCCUCGACCUCAACGUCAACAUUCUUAGAAUUAUGCACUUCCAAGAAAUGAACGCAAGAGCGAUGACGAAGAUCCUGAAGAAGUUCGAUAAGCGCACACACCUGGAAGGACAGCUCUUCUUGAAGAACCUGCGUACAAAGUACCCAGCUCUGCUCACGAACAGCGGCAAGCAGAGCCAAAUGCAAUCAGCAGGCGGCUUCGCCAACUCCAUCGCCCGAGAUCUCAGCGCCGAGAUAGCAACGAAAGUCCUCGCAAUAGUCCCACAACCGGAGGACUGGGACUGUCCCGUCUGCUACUCCAUGGCAUGGCGGCCGGUGAGUCUCGGGUGCUGCAGGUCUGUCUUCUGCAUCCGCUGCAUCAUCAAGCUGCAAGACGAGGGCAUGAAGAGGUGUCCGGUCUGCAACCAGGAGUCUGUGAUGAAAGCCGAUGGCAGGAACAUUGAUUUCGAAGCGAUGGACUUCCUUCAAAAGUAUUUCCCGAUGGAGACGAAGAAGCGGCAGAAGGAGAACGAGAAGGCGGCGUUGGUGAGGGAUUAUGGGGAGGGGUUUGUGAAGAGUGGGUGUGCGAUGCAGUGA